Annulohypoxylon maeteangense is the source of this 3519-nucleotide messenger RNA. RefSeq lists its product as uncharacterized. Gene Ontology annotation, molecular function: diacylglycerol-dependent serine/threonine kinase activity; ATP binding. The record is from RefSeq and is a predicted model, not a curated record. Gene Ontology annotation, biological process: fungal-type cell wall biogenesis; protein phosphorylation; signal transduction. The coding region runs from base 1 to 3519 and encodes 1172 amino acids. The transcript is spliced from 7 exons. Lineage: Eukaryota; Fungi; Ascomycota; Sordariomycetes; Xylariales; Hypoxylaceae.
AUGAACGACGAAGAUGCCAUGGCCAAUAUAUACAAAAAGAUCGAGCGCGAAAAGGCUCUGAUCAAUGCUGCCAAUUCUAUGCGACAGCAGACCAACAACGAUGAUGUCAGAUCCCGUCUCGACAGUCAGAUGCGAGAAGGUCGUCGGAACCUCCAAUUCUUCGAAGAAAAGCUUCGCGAUUUACAGAUGAAGCGUAUUGGACAAGGAGUCGACAGCAUGAGUAUUGGAUCCAGCUCUACUGCCACCGGUUCGGGUCGUCCUCCUAGUGGUGAUGUGCGAAGCGAUGGUCAAGGGCCACCUAUGCCUCCCCCCAAGGAUGCCGGCGACUGGUCAGGCGGAGAUAGGGCAUCCUAUGGCUCGUUGCCAUAUAGUCAGAUAGGUGGCCACGGAGAUUUAAUGCCGCCACGACAUCCAUUCACCCCUCCAGGCCCGACCUCCUCCAUCCCCAAACUGAGACCGAAUUUUACGAAGUUAGAUCUAAUAAAAUAUGACACUCCGUACCUCGGUCCACGAAUCCAACUCAUGCUCUCCCAGAUCGAGUUCAAGCUCAAGGUUGAGGAUCAAUAUCUCAAGGGAAUAGAAAAGAUGGUACAGCUCUACGGCAUGGAGGGUGACCGCAAGAGCAAAGCGGACGCCGCCGCUAGGAAGGUUGAGAGCAAACAGAAGAUUCAUCUCUUGAAACAGGCACUCAAGAGAUAUGAAGAGCUCCAUAUAGACGAUUUGGAUUCGGCCGAUUCCCCCGAUGAUGACAGUAUUAAUAUGCCGAACUUGCGCAAACCAUUAACCGGACAGCUUUCGAUUCGCGUCGUUCAGGUAAGGGACGUCGAUCAUGCUAGUACUGGGCGGUUCUCGCGAGGUCCGGAAACCUUUGUCGCUGUUAAGGUUGAGGAUAACGUUGUCGCGCGGACGAAGGUGUCACGGACGGAUCGGUGGGAAGCCGAAUACCACAACAUCGAGGUGGAUAAGGCGAACGAGAUAGAACUUACAGUAUACGAUAAGCCGGGCGAGCAUGCUUUGCCUAUAGCUAUGCUGUGGGUACGAAUAUCAGAUAUCGUGGAGGAGAUGCGACGAAAGAGGAUCGAGGCCGAGGUCAAUAAUUCUGGCUGGGUGUCCGCCGAUAGGAUGGGAGGACCGGGUGCACCUCCGCCUCAGUUCCCAAUGGAUCCGGCGCAGCCUCAAUUUGGUGGUGCCGGCCCUACGUCUCCGACUGGUGCAGGUCCGAGCCAGCAGCCGUUCGGUCCCCAAGCCGUGCCGCAAGUUACGUCCCAACCGAUCGACGCAUGGUUUAACUUGGAGCCUACAGGUGCCAUCCACCUCUCCCUCAACUUUAUAAAGCAGAACAAGGACCGUAGGCCUGUGGACUUGGGGUUGGGACGAAAGGGCGCUAUCCGUCAACGCAAGGAGGAAGUUCACGAGAUGUACGGACACAAGUUCGUGCAGCACCAAUUCUACAACAUCAUGCGUUGCGCGCUGUGCGGAGAUUUCCUCAAAUAUUCGGCAGGGAUGCAGUGCGAGGAUUGCAAAUACACUUGCCAUACGAAAUGUUAUUCGAGUGUGGUUACGAAGUGUAUCAGUAAAAGCAACGCCGAAACGGACCCGGAAGAAGAGAAAAUCAAUCAUCGCAUCCCUCACAGGUUUGCCCCAUUUUCGAAUGUUACAGCCAAUUGGUGUUGUCACUGUGGUUACAUUCUGCCCUUUGGCAAGAAAAACUGCAGAAAGUGUACCGAAUGUGGACUCACCGCACACGCGCAAUGCGUUCACCUCGUUCCGGACUUCUGCGGUAUGAGUAUGGCUGUUGCUAACCAAAUCUUGGAAGGCAUCAGAACACAAAAACAGCGACAACAAAAGGUCACUUCCUUGAGUGAAAAGACCCUAAGACAAGGCAAGAUGAGCCCUACGAGUUCAUCGGGUCCUAUGUCGCCUUAUGGCAGCACUCAGGGAGGGCCUUCGUACCAACCGAGUAUCGCUUCUCAAGAGGCAACCGACGCCGCUAAGGCCAUGUACGCUAGUCAGACAUCACCCUCGAGACCGGUUCAUCCUGAUCGCACUUCGUCUGGUUCGAGCGCCGCCGCAGCUGCUGCUGCUACAGCUGCCAUGAGCGGCACUAUGGCAUCCCAAUCGAGUCGUCCGGGACAAAUUUUGGAUUACUCUUCUGGCAGAGUAGGAGGUUAUGGGGGAGCUUUAGAUGCUCAAGAGGAUCCGUAUGCUGCCGGCCAAGGAUACAAUAUGCCUACGCAACCUAAAUAUAACCCAGCAGCAUACGCGAAUGUUUCCAACUAUCCUCCAAGCCAACCGCAAAUAGCUCAGCAGCAGCAGCAGCAGCAGCAACAGCAACAGCCACGUCCAAUCCAAACCCAAUCACCCGCGCCGCAAAUACAACAGCAGCAGAUGUAUACUCCUACAGCGCCUGUGUCUAAGCCUCAGCCGCUACAGGAGACCCCUUCCCUAAUAUCUGGUUCGACGUUACCGCCUCCUUCGAGAAAACCCUUACCUUCUGCAACGGAUCCGGGCACAGGCCAGCGUAUCGGGUUGGACCACUUCAACUUCUUAGCAGUCCUUGGAAAGGGUAAUUUUGGUAAAGUUAUGUUGGCAGAGACGAAGAAGUCCCGCCGUCUUUAUGCCAUAAAAGUGCUGAAGAAGGAGUUCAUCAUCGAAAACGACGAGGUUGAAAGCAUUCGAUCAGAGAAGAGGGUAUUCUUGAUUGCGAACAGGGAACGUCAUCCCUUCUUGACGAACUUACACGCAUGUUUCCAAACCGAGACGAGGGUAUACUUUGUCAUGGAGUACAUUAGUGGUGGCGAUCUGAUGUUGCACAUUCAACGUGGUCAAUUUGGCACCAAACGUGCCCAAUUUUACGCUUCCGAAGUCUGCUUGGCUUUGAAGUACUUCCACGAGAAUGGCGUCAUCUAUCGUGAUCUCAAGCUUGACAACAUCCUUCUCACCUUAGACGGUCACAUCAAGAUCGCAGAUUACGGUUUGUGCAAAGAAGACAUGUGGUAUGGUUCGACCACGAGUACCUUCUGCGGUACGCCAGAAUUCAUGGCCCCUGAGAUCUUAUUAGAUAAAAAAUAUGGGAGAGCAGUUGAUUGGUGGGCUUUUGGAGUUCUGAUUUACCAGAUGCUUUUACAGCAGUCUCCCUUCCGAGGUGAAGAUGAAGAUGAGAUCUACGACGCUAUCCUCGCGGACGAGCCGCUUUAUCCCAUCCACAUGCCUAGGGAAUCAGUUUCGAUCCUACAAAAGCUUCUUACAAGAGAUCCUGACCAAAGACUUGGUAGCGGACCAACUGAUGCUCAGGAGGUUAUGAGUCAGCCAUUCUUUAGGAACAUUGUAUGGGACGACAUCUAUCACAAGAGGGUUGCACCUCCAUUCAUGCCCACCAUCAAGAAUGCAACGGAUACUAGCAACUUUGAUUCUGAGUUUACUAGCGUCACACCAGUUCUAACGCCGGUGCAAUCAGUUCUGUCCCAAUCGAUGCAAGAAGAAUUCCGCGGAUUCUCGUAUACGGCGGAUUUUGAUUAG